This is a messenger RNA of Trichosporon asahii var. asahii CBS 2479, 1323 nucleotides long. RefSeq names its product protein-vacuolar targeting protein. NCBI's taxonomy places the organism in Eukaryota, Fungi, Basidiomycota, Tremellomycetes, Trichosporonales, Trichosporonaceae. The record is from RefSeq and is a predicted model, not a curated record. The transcript has 4 exons. Gene Ontology annotation, biological process: protein targeting to vacuole; vesicle-mediated transport. Gene Ontology annotation, cellular component: fungal-type vacuole membrane; Mon1-Ccz1 complex. The coding region runs from base 1 to 1323 and encodes 440 amino acids.
AUGAGCGCAGAGGCCCCGGAGCGAGAGCCAUGCUCCGGGACUUCGACCCCUGCAACGCCCCCGCGCGCUCGCUCGCCGUACCCUCUGGCGCUUACCCCGUCCAAGGCGACCGUUUCCGCCGCUAGCGCCAUCGCUUCUCCUGGCGAGCCGUCCCCGCGAUUACUCCCCAGCACACCCCCAACACCCGAUGUGCGAUCGAAAGGCAAGGGCAAAGAGCUACAAGCUCAAGACGAGGAAGCCGUAGGAAAGCUCUCCGUGUCCUCCGACGCAAGGAGUGAGCUGCGGCAACAGCUGCUUCGAGAAAAGUCGUGGCGCCCGAGCCCGGGGCGAUCACGAGCAAGCUCCUCAGCCAUCUCGGCCAAGGCCCAAGCAUUGAUUUCGAUCUUCCAAACGGAGGAUGAUGCCCCGCGAAUGAUCAAGCACGGCGACAGCAAGGUCGUCUUCAAUAUCAAGGAGAAUCUCUACUUCUUUGCGGUUUCCGACUGGGGCGAGCCAGAGUACAUCAUUCUUAGCGUCGUGUCGGCGGCGCAACUGCAGCGCGCGUUCCAAAGGAGAUCCAACUUUGACCCCUCAAGACUGUUGGAGGGCUCCGAGGGCUUUUUGAAGCACCUCGUCGGAUCGUGCCAGGAUAAUCUCACGUUCAUGACGUCGACUCUGGAAGUGCUGCGCAUGCCGCCUGCAUUGCGCGACACUGCAGCGGCAGCGCUCAUGCCACCGUCCAAAUUCAAGUUUAACACGGCCGGCUUUGUCCACGCCUACAUCAGCUACGUGACCGACUCUGUCGGGCUAGUCUUCAUUAGUGCCGACCGCAAUGCGUUCGAGUCCCUGUCGCAAUGGCGCGUCAGCGUCGAGGCGCAGCUUAUCAAGGAUGGUUCGCUGGAGAAGAUUGAAGCCUGUGUCAAGCAGCACAGCUACGCGGUCGGUGAGUGUUACAGCUUUUCCCAGCUAACGCCAGGUGCGAUUGGCGCCCCGGGUCUAAGGCAUUUCGUGUACAAGUCGCGCGGCCUGAUACAGUCGACGGCGCCGGAAUGGGAGGAGCCAUAUGGGCCAGACUCUGCAGAUCGCAAGCGACUCAUCACGCUGUACCAACGGGCACAGGACGCGCUGUACGCCCGUUCCGGCCAGCAAACACCGCUAAAGCUCGUCUACCUUGCUACCAACAAUGAAGCAGUCCUCGGGUGGCUGACGAAGCCCUUCGAACUUUACGUGGCCGUGUCGCCAAAGCUGUCCAUGAGCGCUGUCGUAGGCGCCGCCAACCGGGUUGCCAAGUGGGUCGCGGCCGAGGAGUCGCGUCUCUUCCUCAAGGACGCUCCCGUGUUUUGA